Messenger RNA from Contarinia nasturtii (swede midge), 2045 nucleotides. RefSeq lists its product as uncharacterized. The transcript is spliced from 2 exons. Bases 409 to 1923 code for a protein of 504 amino acids. Gene Ontology annotation, molecular function: protein binding. Lineage: Eukaryota; Metazoa; Arthropoda; Insecta; Diptera; Cecidomyiidae. The record is from RefSeq and is a predicted model, not a curated record.
GAAACAAAACCAAUCGAAUUUUGCUUUGAUUCACAAAAUAAUAGGUAAAUAUAGACUUCGGAUGAUUCGUUUAUGAAAAGAGUGACGCCUGAACGUACUCUCUCAACUGACUAUCGCUAACGAAAGAAACAUUUUUAAAUAAAUAUUUCAGUGAAGUAGUAGAGACAUCUCGUAUUUUUCAAUAGUUUAGAUCAUGCUUAUCGUAGUGUGCGAGCUCUUGUCCGUUUUUGUUAAUGAUAAUAUUGUUUACAUCAACGUACAAAUAUAAAAGCAGUCAACAUUUGAACAUUUCUUAUACAAAUGACGAGUGCUUAAAAUAAAAAAGACCAUCAUUUUUCGUAGCAUAUUACAAAGUAAAGGUGACCAUUUUACUCAAUCUCAUUUUGACCAAAAAUCAACUGUAAAAAAAUGGAAGUCGAGAGAAUCAAUAGGAAGAGAAAAAAUAGCGAAAACAACAGCGCUCGAAGUGAUUUUCCGAUUUAUACAUUUCAUGUCACGUCAACCAAACCAAUCGAAAGUGAUCAAAUUGUUAAUUACUUUAAGCAAUUUGGUGAUGUGGAUUCUAUUUCGUGGCAUCCAGUAAAUAAUUUACAAUAUGGUCGUGUGAACAUGAAAACAGGCGAUGGAACCAAAGAGUCAUUAUUGCAACUGAGUCACCGUAUCGAAAAUAUUGCCUUAAAGCUAGCAGAAGAUGACAUUCAUUAUCCAACCGACUAUGACUUUUCAUAUGAAGUGGAACAAGAUGCGGCCAUUCUCAAUGUGCUCAAUAAUGAUUGCUUGCGCGAAGUGUUCAAAUAUUUUGAUGUUGCCGACCUUUGCAAUACCGCUAAUGUAUGCGUUCGUUUUAAUCAACAAGCAAAGAAUGCAUUUGCAUUGAAAUUUACGAGUAUAAAUAUAAAUUAUCUAUUGUCAGAGGAACCCAUAAUAAGCGGAAGUCUAUUGCACAAUUUCGGACCAUUAAUGGAAUCCCUAAGUAUGUUUAUAGCCAUGCCAGACGUUUUGGACUCAGCUGGUCAACUCUGUACUUCUUUAAACCGUCUUAAUAUUGAACAAGUUGAAAUCAAAUCGAUGAAGAAAUUGUGCCCAUUUUUCAAAAAGUUGAAAUCGUUAUCAUUUAAAAAUUGCUCAUAUAUAGAUAACAUCAAAGAAAUUAUAUCUCGGGACAUGCAACUAAAAUAUCUAUGCAUUGAAAAUUGGUUUUCAUAUGAUGAUGAUGACAGUGAGUGUAUAGAGAAUUUUCAAUUGCGGUCAUCCGAAUUGUUUCGUUUAAUUGGUGAAAACAUGCCAUGCUUGCUACAUUUACGCGUUAAACUAAAGUAUAUUGAAAACCUGGACAGUUUUCAAAGGGAUAUUCAGUAUUUGGGUAAUUUGAGUAGUUUGGAAGUACUGACUCUCAAUUGUCUUGAAUUGACAGUGUCACCGUUAAUGGCCGCUCUUGCUGUUAACCAAAUUCAACUAAAAAAACUGGAGCUAGUGGAUGGAGAAAUUGAUGACGCUGGUGUUCACAGCAUUUGUGAAAUAAAAAGUUUGCAAGAUAUUAAAUUCGAUGAUUUUGCCGGGUGUAAAAGAGAGCACAUUAUCAAAUUAGCUAAAGAAUUGCAAGAGCUACGUUCAUUUGAAAUAAGAUGUCGAAUUUUUGUCAACAACCUCACAAUUAAUAUCAAUUUUCUAAGAGAAAUUGUCAAUUAUGCAAAUAACCUAUCUAAUUUCGACUUACUUUUUGCGAACUCUGCUUCAUUCAACUCGUAUGAUUAUAAAACGUUAUUGGAAAUCGUUGAAGCACGAGAGAAAAAGAUUGGUAUUUCAAUUAGUUGCUUGAUUCAUGACGUCAGUUUUGAAGACUUUAACAUGGAAACCCAUUUUGAGAGUGGUGAAAAAUUUGCUAUUCGUGUUGAAUACGCGGAUGAUAUUCUUAUAUUCUAAUGAAGACUUGUACCUAUGGAUUUAUCCAUAUUUUUUUAUAUUUUAAAUAGAUUUAUUGAAAUGUUUAUUGAAAAAAUUCAAAAAGACGCAGUUAAAAAUGUGUGUUAAAAAAUACGAAAAUU